Messenger RNA from Micropterus salmoides (largemouth bass), 887 nucleotides. RefSeq names its product TP53 regulated inhibitor of apoptosis 1 (gene triap1). The transcript has a single exon. The coding region runs from base 97 to 321 and encodes 74 amino acids. The record is from RefSeq and is a predicted model, not a curated record. NCBI's taxonomy places the organism in Eukaryota, Metazoa, Chordata, Actinopteri, Centrarchiformes, Centrarchidae.
CGUGAUGACGCGGCACGCUGGCUUCUUGCAGCAGCUGAGUGCGGGACCCUGCGCGUUUGGUUCCUCCGUCGUGUCUCUUUGGGGCUUCUGUCGACCAUGAACAGCGUCGGAGAGGCCUGCACCGACCUGAAGCGGGAGUACGACGUGUGCUUCAACCGAUGGUUCGCCGAGAAGUUCCUGAAGGGGGACCGGAGCGGCGACCCGUGCACCGAGACCUUCCGCAAGUACCAGCGCUGCGUGCAGAAGGCCAUCAAGGAGAAGGACAUCCCGAUCGACGGCGUGGAGUUCAUGGGCCCCAACAAGGACAAACCCGAGAGCUGAUGGAGAGCAGACGCGCACGGAUCAUCGAUACGGAUAUCAAAACCUGGAGUGCGUGUGUCCACGAGGCCCACUGAGCAUGCGCAGAAGACGACGGCGUGGACUGAAGGGGGGCCUGAGCGGUGUGCGGGUUUAGAGUUAAACCCUCAGAACUGAUCCCAGAUCGGAGGAUUUGAGUUUUAAAGCUGCAGCAACAUGAUGUCUGUAGUCCAGUAGUCUGUUUUCAGGGCCUGUUGGAAUCCAUUGAUUGUCUCAGUCAUCAAGUGAAACCUCAGUUUAUCCUUUGCUUAUUCUGCAGCUUCUCUACUUUCUGUUUUUCACAGCAUUAUAAAGUGAAUGACUCUGGAUUUCGCUCUGUCGGUGGGACAAAACAAGAUUCCGGUGGAAUCACGAUGGACAUUUGUUUUAGAUUUAUAGAAUAAAGUUUUGGCAGGCAGUUAAUUUCACAAACAUUUUCUGUUGUAUUUUUUUGUGUUGUUGAUCUUCAGGCCAGACACCAGUGAAACGGGCUUCACAAUAAAUCUUUACAGGCUAAAAGUAUAAAUAAAUAAAUAAAAGCUGGUUUUGCA